GAACGUUUCUUCCUCCCUUAAUUUGCUUCCUUCUUUCCUGCAUGUUACCACUGGCAGAGCAAAUAUGACUCAGAAACCGGCUCCUCAGGGUUGUAACAUUAGAUGAUACAGGCUUGGGUCAUUACACAUGACACCAGUGCCUUUGUUUCAUUGGGCUGGGCUCCCUGGAAGGUGUGCUGCUGCCUGAGCUGCUGGAAAACCACUCACAGGUGUUUGCUAGAAAAGCACUCCUGAGCCUUGCCACCAGCUUGGACUUCUAGGGACUUUCCUCUCAGCCAGGAAGGAUUUUGAUAUUCAUCAGAAAUACCUCUGGAAGAUUCAAGAAGCUGUAGAGGUGAAGUAAGCCUGUGAAGGACCAGCAUGGGAAUCCUAUACUCCGAGCCCAUCUGCCAAGCGGCCUAUCAGAAUGAUUUUGGACAAGUGUGGCGGUGGGUGAAAGAAGACAGCAGCUAUGCCAAUGUUCAAGAUGGCUUUAAUGGAGACACUCCCCUGAUCUGUGCUUGCAGGCGAGGGCAUAUGAGAAUCGUUUCCUUCCUUUUAAGAAGAAAUGCUAAUGUCAACCUCAAAAACCAGAAAGAGAGAACCUGCUUGCAUUAUGCUGUGAAGAAAAAGUUUACCUUCAUUGAUUAUCUACUAAUUAUCCUCUUAAUGCCUGUUCUGCUUAUUGGGUAUUUCCUCAUGGUAUCAAAGACAAAGCAGAAUGAGGCUCUUGUACGAAUGCUACUUGAUGCUGGUGUCGAAGUUAAUGCUACAGAUUGUUAUGGCUGUACUGCGUUACAUUAUGCCUGUGAGAUGAAAAACCAGUCUCUUAUCCCUCUGCUCUUGGAAGCCCGUGCAGACCCCACAAUAAAGAAUAAGCAUGGUGAGAGCUCACUGGAUAUUGCACGGAGAUUAAAAUUUUCCCAGAUUGAAUUAAUGCUAAGGAAAGCAUGGUAAUCCUUGUGACCACACCGAUGGAGAUACAGAAAAAGUUAAAGACUGGAUUCUAUCUUCAUUUUAGAUUGUUGGUCUGUGGGCCACUUAACCUGGAUGCUACCAUUUUAUGGGGAAAAUGAUGCUUACCAUGGUUAAUGUUUUGGAAGAGCUUUUUAUUUAUAGCAUUGUUUACUCAGUCAAGUUCACCGUGGCCAUAAUCCUUCUAAGGGAAACACUAAAGUUGUGGUCUGCACUUCAGUCAGAAACUGAUGUUUCAGCUAGGCACAGUGGUACAUGCCUGUAGCCCCAGCUACUCGGGAGGCUGAGGUGAACUCAGCAGUUUGAGAACAGCCAGGGCAGCACAGCAAGACCCUCUCUCAAAAAAAAAAAAAAAAAAAAAAAAAAGCCGUGGUGUUCCAAACUCAGUCUUUCCUGAAGAAGAGGAUCAGCGUUAUCUUCUGAAACAGCGUUCUCUCUUCCCAGUUGCAUCACUCUUAUAAAAAGGCUGUCCAGUCUAUGUCAUGCCCUAGGAGACAAACUGUUCCUCCCAGCCCCCUUUGAGUACUGAGCAGAAGAAUCAAAUUAUUAAAUAUAUAUGUUUGUAUAGAAUGGUAUGUGUAUGUGUGUGGGCUUAGAGAUUCAUGUGUAAAUAUUCCUUUGAUGAAGCAAUUUCAAUAAAAACAUCUAUCAAGUAUCAGUGGUGAGUGUGUUUACACCACAGAAACUGGCAAAUUGACAAAUCAGAGUUUUUGUUUGUUUGUUUGUUUGUUUUUGCUUUCCAUAAAGUUCGUUUACCAGCAUACCACUAGAGAUUUCGGUUUACAAAUAAAAGCCAUCUUGGUUUGAGCAAGACUGUGCAACUAUCUAUGCAAAUGUUCAUUUAAAAAAAUCUUCAUGAUCCUUUUGUAAAUACAAGGUGGUUACCAAGCUUGUUAGUUUUGUCUCUUUUAUUGAUAAAUGUAAAAUAUUAUUGUAACUUAUUUGGAUAAAGUUCUUCAAAAGAAACAGAGCUAUAUAAUGAGGUAGGAUCUGGAUUAUUUGUCUAAGUAAGAGAUUGUGAAUAUCAAAAUGUCUGUCCCACUUCUUCUGUGAAUGAGACAGAGUAGAAAUAAACUCACUUAAAAAUACGAUUGAAUUUUGAAAAUCAAGACUGUAUCUCACAUAGCUGCAGACAGGGACUAAGCCAGCUUCUCUGUAUGUGGUAACAAGUACAGUCUAAGAAUGAAAGAUUUACUAUCCUUGAAAGCUCUAAUGAAAAUUGAAUCCAGCAAUAUAUAUUGAACUGUGUACAGGGCUUUAAGAAACUUAUUUUAUGAAGGAAGUAGUAGUGUGUAGAUAUAGAUUCUGAAGUCUUUAAAUGUGUCUUAAUAAAUUAAGAUUCACUGGCAUUGAGCUGAGCUACCACGUGACCCUUGGGGACAAAAAAAAACCACACAAGUGAAUUUUACACACCAGUAUACCUUCAACAAUAUACUUUUGACACACACAAACCUUUGAUUUUGUUUCAGAGAUUCUGCAAAAUACUACCAAUGUUAUUUACAACUGUCAUCUUUGAAAUUGUGUAAAAGUGGAAUAAUUUUCUGAAGAAAUAAAUUGUGGUUUGUGAAUGA
Messenger RNA from Chlorocebus sabaeus (green monkey), 2525 nucleotides. It is a transcript of the gene ANKRD22, whose product is annotated as ankyrin repeat domain 22. The record is from RefSeq and is a predicted model, not a curated record. Gene Ontology annotation, molecular function: protein binding. Lineage: Eukaryota; Metazoa; Chordata; Mammalia; Primates; Cercopithecidae.